AUGGCCAUUGACACUGUUAUUCUUGAUAUAGAAGGAACUGUGUGUCCCAUUUCAUUCGUUAAAGAUACAUUGUUUCCAUAUUUCAUCGCUAAACUUCCCGCCGAACUAGAUAAAUUCAAGUAUCCAUUGAAUCAAGUUGGCUCAGAUGAUCCAAUAAUCAGCAUCUUAGAUAAUUUACCUUCAAACAUAACUGAAUCAGCGCUGUCCAUCUACAAUUACUUAAAAAAUUUGGUUGAUUCUGAUAUCAAAGACCCAGUAUUGAAAUCAUUGCAAGGAUUGAUUUGGACUCAAGGUUAUGAAUCAGGUGAAUUGAAAGCGCCGAUUUAUCCUGACUCAAUCAAGUUUAUUGAAUCAUUCCCCAAUAAGCAUCACAAGAUUUAUAUUUAUUCCUCAGGCAGUGUUGGCGCCCAAAAGUUGUUAUUCGGAUAUGUUGAUAAUGGUUCUGAUAAGUCACUUGAUUUGAAUAAGAAAUUGAGUGGAUAUUUCGAUAUUACUACAGCCGGCCACAAAACAACAUACACUUCCUACUCAAGGAUCUUGAAAGAGAUUGGUAAAGAAGACGAUUCACAAUCGGUGUUGUUUCUUAGCGAUAAUGUGGAUGAAGUAAAGGCUGCUUUGAAAGCAAAUAUGCAAAGCUACAUUGUUAUUAGACCUGGAAAUGCGCCUUUAACAGACGAAGACAUACUGGAAUACAAGACAAUUACCUCGUUAUCAGAGUUAGAGAUAUAG
Messenger RNA from Lodderomyces orthopsilosis Co 90-125, 729 nucleotides. Its product is annotated as putative acireductone synthase. The record is from RefSeq and is a predicted model, not a curated record. The coding region runs from base 1 to 729 and encodes 242 amino acids. Lineage: Eukaryota; Fungi; Ascomycota; Pichiomycetes; Serinales; Debaryomycetaceae. The transcript has a single exon. Gene Ontology annotation, molecular function: magnesium ion binding; acireductone synthase activity.